AAUUUAAUUGUCCCAGGUGGUUGCAGACGGGAAUAUCUGCUCCAACAAGAGCCUCUGGGUCCUCAACUGCCCUCGGCCAAGGCACGUGGGAAAUGGCCUCCAUCGCCUCUGAACAGAUGCUGCAGGGGAACAAACGGUCCAGGAUGCCCAGCACACCGGAGGAUGGCGUCUGCUCCCUGGCACUGCCCUCGGACCAGCAGCUGGACAGGAAGGGCAAGGAGGCGCCCGACAGCGAGCAGCUCAAGAGCGCCCGGGUGCAGGAGCAGGUCCGCCUGCGGAUGCUGCAGAAGAGCCACUCCAUGCCCCGCGCCAACGGGGCCGCCCACGACUACGACGAGCUCAAAGGUGGAAGCUCCUCCAAUGGCCAAUAUAGCACUCUGCAAUUCAGCUCCAGAUCCCAAACAAAUGGCACAGACCACAAGAGCUCUCUGUACCAGUCAAUGCCAAAGACAGGUUACAAUACCAUGAAGACUACCAGCUGGUCCUCCCGCUCAGCAGUGGAUCUCAGGCCUAACAAGAGGAUGGCCACUGUCAGCAAUGGUGUUGGGCCAAAGGGCCCAAUUUAUAACACAAAUUACACCCUGUCUCAAGCUACCAAUUCAAUGACUCGCCCUAGAUCUUUCCAUGAGCGGAACUACCGGCCUCGACAGAACUAUGACACCAUGUCCCUGCAUUCAUUGCGCUUGGUGGAUGGGCCAGGCAGCCCUGGUGGCAUGGAUGACCACUACAGCAUCAUGUCAGAGCAGGUGGACCCACUUGCCCAGGCCACCCUCUACAAAAACAGAAGAGGAGGAGGAGGUUUCAGCAGAUCGUAUACUUUUGAAAGGCAGAUGAGUGCUGGUUCCAAUGUUGUCCCAAAAGGACCAGUUGACUGGAUGGAUGGUGUGGAGGCUCCCCAGAACAGGACCGUCAUCCGUGCACCAGCCAUGCGCACGUUGCAACGCUUCCAGAGCAACAACCGCUCCCGCUUCAGCACCGGUUCCUUUAGCGGCCUCCAGGGCUCUCAAGGGGUAGUUGGAAACUCCUACACAGGAAUGGUGGAACGUACUUCCCGGGCCCCUUCUGUGCGCAGCUUGGCUGAAUCCAACCACCAUUUGCAAGAUCUGAGAGCUAUUGACAUGUACGAUGGUCACAAUACACUGAUGACCCAACAGUCCUUCUCUAGUGGGUUUGAUGACAUUGAUCUUCCAUCUGCAGUGAAGUACUUGAUGGCCAGUGACCCCAACCUGCAGGUCCUUGGAGCUGCCUAUAUUCAGCACAAGUGCUAUAGUGAUAAUGAUGCCAAGAAACAGGCUCGUAGCCUCCAAGCCAUACCCAAACUAGUGAAACUCUUCAACAACUCCAACCAAGAGGUGCAGCGCCAUGCCACUGGGGCCAUGCGCAACCUCAUCUAUGACAAUGCUGAGAACAAACUGGCACUGGUGGAGGAGAAUGGCAUAUUUGAGCUGAUGCGCACUUUACGUGAACAGGAUGAUGAACUGCGCAAGAAUGUUACAGGUAUCCUCUGGAAUCUCUCUUCCAGCGAUAACCUCAAGGACCGCCUGGCCCGUGACACCCUGGAACAGCUGACUGACCUGGUCUUGACCCCUCUGUCUGGCUCAGGCAGUGCUGCUGUUAUCCAGCAAAAUGCCUCCGAAGCAGAAAUUUUCUACAAUGCCACUGGAUUUCUCAGAAACCUCAGUUCUGCCAGCCAGCAAACUCGGCAGAAGAUGCGUGAGUGCCAUGGCCUGGUGGAUUCCAUGGUCAACUAUAUAAAUAGCUCACUGGAAGUAGGCAAAUCAGAAGAUAAGAGUGUGGAGAAUGCUGUCUGUGUACUGCGCAACCUCUCCUACCGCCUCUAUGACGAGAUGCCUCCUUCCUCACUCCAGCGGCUAGAAGGGCAUAAGAGGAGCGAUGGGGCUAGCAUGACGAGUGAGCUGGUUGGCUGCUUCAGCCCACAAAGCAGGAGGACCCGAGAGCUCUACAUGAAUUCAGAUAUUGUGACCUUUACAGAAGUCUCCAAAGACCCCAAGGGAAUGGAGUGGCUUUGGAACCCACAGAUUGUCGGAGUCUACAACCGGCUUCUUCAGAGAUGUGAGCUAAACAAGCACACCACAGAGGCCGCCUCAGGGGCUCUUCAGAACAUCACUGCAGGAGAUAGAAGGUGGGCAGGUGUCCUGAGCAGAGUGGCUUUGGAGCAAGAGAGAAUCCUCAAUCCAGUGCUGGACAGAGUUCGCACAGCCGACCAUAACCAGCUUCGUUCACUAACGGGCCUAAUUCGCAACCUGUCCAGGAACGCACGCAACAAAGAUGAGAUGUCAACCAAGGUGGUGAGCCAUUUGAUUGAGAAGCUCCCAGGUAGCUCUGGAGACAAGUGGCCUCCAACAGAUGUGGUUGUCAACAUCAUCGCAGUGCUGAACAACUUGGUUGUGGAAAGUCCCAUUGCUGCCCGUGACAUUGUCUACUUUGACGGUCUGCGGAAGCUCUUCUACAUCAAAAAGAAAAGGGACAGCUCAGAAAGUGAGAAGUCCUCCAGAGCUGCUACCAGCCUCCUGAGCAAUAUGUGGCAGUACAGUAAGCUUCAUCGGGACUAUAAAUCGAAGGGCUAUCGAAAAGAGGACUUCAUAGGCCUGUAAAGAAAAGAGCACAAAGAAAAUGGACUGUUCAGACCUAAUUCUUCCACACAAAAAUUGUCUAAAAAGCUCCAGCAUGAACUGUGGCCUCUCCUUCAUGAAACUCCUUCCGCACAGUGCCUUAUUUUUUAUAGAUCUCAGCCCAGUCUGCCUGAUGUGCAUUUUUGCAUUCUUUUUUGUUGCUUUUUCAAGUCUCUUAAAAGUUCAUUUGCUUUUCCUGACAAUUUUAUCUCAUAAAGACGUUUCUUCACUCUAAAGAUGCAAAUCCAAGCAAAUUCUCAGGGCUUCUUGAGUCUGCACAAAACAUUCACGUACUGAAAGUUCAAACACCUCCAUGUUUCUUUGGAAAUUGUAGGUGCUGAUGUCAAGACAUGACCUCCAGACUUGCUCAGGAUGCUGAAGGAAGGCUUCCAAGGUGCUUGAGUCAUCUCUGGCUCCUUCCAUCCGAUUUAGUUUGUGCCUCUUGCUCUCUUAUCCCAGUUCUGUUGCUGCUACUUGCUUGUGUUAUCCCUAUGUCCUUUGGACCCUUAAAAAGGAACGGUUUGCUUUCAGUUUUAAAGAAUUUGGGGUAUCUUAUUAUGAGGAACAAAAAGAAUGAAUAUAUUUUAAUUAUAAACAAGCUUAUGCCUGGAAUAGUAGGAAAAUUCCACUUAUUUCUAGUGGCUCUGGAUGAAAGUUGAUGGAACUUGAAGGCUCUGGCAAGGUUCAAAGUUGCACUGACCAAGAAGUAGGGAAACAUGCUUUGUAGUAUAAAUCCAUGCAUUGCUUAAGGAUUGGGGAUCACUUUUUCUGGACUACAACGUCCAACAAUCACCAGUCAUGCUGGAUUGUGAAGUUCUGAGAGUAAUAAUCCACAAAUGCAACUUUUCCAUCUUUAGAUGGAGAUAAGUGGUGGAUGUUUUCAUUAACUUAGCCCAUUAAGUCAGAAACAAUAAUGGUUGUGAAGACAGAAUUAUCUGUUGAGACACAUACCUGUUAGCUCUAGUUGAUACGGAGUCUGUGAAACAAGGUGGGGUAUUACAGGCCUUGGGACAAAAUCUGGCCUUCCCAAGAUCCGAAUCCAGCCCUUCCCCAUGAUAGCUGCAUUUCGUGAUUCCCUAGUUUUUGUAUGAAGCUUCCCCUAUUCUAAAUGGCUCAGAUGUUUAAGUUUAAAUAUGUUGAUAUUUUUGAUGCUACAUUAGACCACUUAUGUUAUGCGUGAUGACUUGUGACCAAAUAUGGCCACUAUCCACUACUGGAAUAUAUUCCUGAGAAUUUUUCUGAAGUUUUUUUUUUUCAGGCUGAAAGAAAUACUCUCCCUUAGUAGAAAAUAUGUUAAUAGUAAAAUUAUGGAAAGGGAGCACUGGCUGCCUUACAACCUGCUGUCCAAAAAAGCAUUCUCAAGUUGUUAUUGGGAGUGCUUUGGCCAUCUUGAGGUGGACUGUAUAUCAUUUUACUCCCUCUGUUCAGCUGAGAUCGUCCUGACAGAUGUGAAGUGCAAGGGGUUGAGCCACAGUGAAAUAUAUUUAAAUACAGGGUAAAGCUUUGGACCACAAUGUUCAUCUAGAAAUUGAAUGUUGCAUUCAAUGCUAUCUCUUGCCAGGUUAACAGCACUGGCAUUAUCUUCAAUAGCCUUGAUGCUCACUCUGUUAAAUCGGGGAAAUCCUUUGUUACUGGGAGUGCUAUCCAUAGAUAUGAAAACUGUUAUAUGGAAAGCACCUAUUGUGAGCCUCAGGCAGAACUCUUAACAACACAGCACCAUGUUUGUACUGUAUUUAGCAUUUUCCUCUAAUAUAGUGGGAAAGAGCUAUUUCUCAGAAGUACAAAUAGUAAGGUACAUGAAGGCUGGCUCAUUGAGUUAGAGUUGUGAGAUGAGUAUUAGAACAGGCACCUUUUGUUAGUUGUAAGAGACCUGAAAAUCACAAAGAUGACUUUGUAUGUACUAAAGCUGUUCCAUAGCUAAUACCCCAUUGAUACUUCUUGCUGUGUCAAGCCAAAAGCAAAAUCAAGCAAGGAACCACAUGACUGGGUUCUUUAAAAAAAACACAGCAUCCUAGUACACACAGAGGGAAAUUUAAUAAAGGGAGAUACUCUAACACAUAAUUAAAUGUCCUGUUGUGGGCAAAGUUGUUUUUGUGUUCCAUUAUCAACUUUAUUAGAGUAUUUCUUCAAAGGACUGGAUCAAAGGAGAAUUAUCACAAAGAAAUUGAUGCAAUGUCAAGACAAUAUUAUAAUUACACUUCUGUAUACUACACAUUGCAGAUUGUAGAUUCUGAUGCUAGUUCCACUACAAAGAUGUGCAUUAUGACAUACAGAAAUCAGUAUUCAUGUGCCUUAGCCCACCAACAUCCCAGUUCUCAUCUCCCUCCACUAAAAGCCACUGAUAGGAUUUCUCUUACUUGAAUAGUUGCAAUCUUGAGUGUGCUGCCUUUCACAUAAGCCAGCAACAGCCCUUGAGAUCCAUCCAUAUCAAAGGAAGGAUGCACACUGUGCCUUUCAUGGUGGGCCUCUGGCUCUAAUAUUGGGAUACUGGGAUUUUGGCUUUAAGAUUCUUUCUGUAAAUGUUAAAAUUUGGAUGUAGUAUUGAUUGGAGACCACGUUUUGCUUAAUCCAAUGGGUAGCCCAUAUGGUUUCAAGGGGCAAUAAAGGUGUGAGCAAACUGUCCUGUAUAUGUUGUAUAUAGAAUAUGUCCUCCUCUAGAAGUAUAAGGGUUUGCAUGUCAUUUGGGUUGGGUUUUGGGGGUGCUUUUUCAGUGUUUUGUGGGGGUGUUUCCCUUUAUGAAUCUUAACUCCAAGGCCCUGAGGCCUUACCUACUUUACAUAGUUUUCUGAAAAUCAGAAUUAGGUGAUGGAUGCACAGAACACAAGAAAGGAAGAGUGGUUUUUUUUUUUGUGGUUGUCCAGCACUUGGCAUCUUACAUUUGAAAAUAUCUCCCACCAGUUCCUGGAUAUAAGAAUUGAAACCCUGUUCUCAAUAUUUGGCCUUCCAGAUGUUUUGCAUUUCAGUUUCACAGAAGCCCCAGCAUGUUUGGGCAGAGCUCAGGCAUUCUGAGAGCUGAAGUAAAAAAAAGGUUUAGAGGAUUAAAUCUUAAAAGACACCGCUCCCUAACUCAAGAAGAAGAAAAAGACCAUUCCUAUGACCCAAUUUGUAGAUAAAAUGGCACUGCAAUAAAAAACCACUAUGAACAAAGGAAGUAAGUACUGUUUGCUUAUAUGAAUGCAGUUCUCUUAGGAAUGAAAUAAACUCUCUUGGAACAGUUCUUUGUUGGAGAAAACUUGGACUAUAAAGCUUUACAGCAAUACCGUUGACUUCAUUUUAUGAGAGGAGAUCAAGCAUAGAAGAAUAGUGGCAUAUGCACAUGUAAGCCUACAUUACACCUGUGUAUGCCUUUUUGGGAAUCAGUCUGGAGGUUGGUAUUCCCUUUCUCCAUCCACAACAGCUAAACCCCCCUCCCAGCAUCUAUUAGAGCAGUGGUUCUCAACCUGUGGGUCCCCAGGUGUUUUGGCCUUCAACUCCCAGAAAUCCUAACGGCUGGUAAACUGGCUGGGAUUUCUUGGAGUUGUAGGCUGAAACACCUGGGGAUCCACAGGUUGAGAACCACUGCAUUAGAGUCAUUGCACAGAGACCUGGAGGGGGAAUGACGCUGUCUUGUAGCUGUUGCAUUGCAACUCCCAGAAUUUCCCAUCAUUGUCUAUGCUGACUAGGGCAACUAGGACCUGUUGUCCAACAAGAAAUGCCACCUCUACAGGAUAAUCAGAUGCAAUGGACAUGGGGAUAGCUAGAUAGAAGACAGUGAUUGAAUGCUUCAGCUUUUCUAAUACUUGCUUAACAAUGCACACCUGCCAAAAUUUUGUCUUCUAUGCAGUUAUGUGUUUUUAAAAUCCUGUCAUUCUUUGCAUCGGUUUGCUUACAUUCAUGUAGAUGGACCUUGUUCUGAAUGUUAACUGUGUAUGACCAACAUACAGGGGACAGUAACAGAACAACCUGUUGCCCAAUUUGGGCAUGCUCAACUUUGUACUUACUUCAGUGCAUGCUGUUGUAUGCUCAACAGGCUCCUUUGUAUUAUUAAAUAUAAAUGCUUUGACCAUUGA
Molecule: messenger RNA, 6682 nt
Organism: Anolis carolinensis (green anole)
Lineage: Eukaryota; Metazoa; Chordata; Lepidosauria; Squamata; Anolidae
Gene: pkp3
Product: plakophilin 3
Exons: 14
Coding region: 93-2615 (840 amino acids)
Biological process (GO): cell-cell adhesion; cell-cell junction assembly
Cellular component (GO): cytoplasm; plasma membrane; adherens junction
Molecular function (GO): cadherin binding
Source: RefSeq, a predicted model, not a curated record